AUGUAUAACAAUUCGAAAAGACAGAAAAAAGUGACGGAAAAUAGCACGACGGAUUACGAUUAUUACAUAGAUGAAAGUCUAGAAAGUGAUGAUAAAGAUGAGUAUGAAAAUGAUUAUGAGAAACCCGAAAUAAGUUCUCAUUGGUACGAUUAUGAGGAAGAACUUACCACGGAAUCAACGACAAUCGGUUUAGAAUUAAGUACUUUGUCUGACGAUGAUUAUUUUAUCUUACAAUUAUCAAGUACCUUAACUAGUACAUUACCAACUGAAGUGACGGAGACAAGCACAGCUGAUUAUGAUUAUUUCAUAGAUGAUACUUUAGAGAGUGAUGAUAAAGAUUAUUCUGAGUAUGAUUAUGAGGAACCCGAAAUAAGUACUUAUUGGUAUGAUUAUGAGGAAGAAUUUACUACAACACCAACGACAAUCGAUUUAGAACAAUUACAAAUCGAAGAAACUUAUACUUUAACGAGUGAAGAAAUUGUUGUUACUCCUUCUGUUACAUUAUUAUCAAUAAUUGAAACUACGCGGACUACAGAAUUAAGAGAGACAACUUUGAGCUUUGCAAUCACAGAAACAUCAACAUUUGUAACUACAGUAUCUAUUACUGAAUUAACAACAACAGAAAUUACGGAAACGUUAUUACCUGCAGUGACUACAAAAUUUACGAUUUAUACUACUAUUUCACCUAGUACAAUUUCAGAAAGCACAACAGAAUUAACAACUAUAACAAUGGAGUACACAAGUACUUUGGUAUCUACUACAGAAGUUACAAUUACAGAGACAUUACCAUUUUUAACUAUCGAAGAAACGACAACGUGGAUAGAAAAUAUAACAGAACCAUCAUUAUUUGAGGAAAGCGAAAUAAUUACAACAAUCACUUUUACAUCGACUGAAUUAAUUACAACUCCUUAUACUACGUUUACCUUUACUCCUGAAAUUACAACGACGGAAAUAAUUACAAAUGUAACGACAGAAGAAUUUCCAACAAGUACAGAAACAUUGCCAACUUCAACGGAAACUACAUAUAUUUAUACAGUUUCAUCUUUAGAAACAUCAACCGCUAUAACAGAAAGUGAAACUUACUUUUUCGUAACAACAACGGCAACAUUCGUUACUUACGAUAUUGAUAGGACAAUUCCUGAAACAUUCGAAACAACCACUCCGUUACCUUUUAUAGUGCCGACCGAAAUUACCACAUUAACCGAAGAAAUCUCGGAACCGACAAGCACAACACCGUUAUCAAUUUUAUCAAUUCCCGAAGAAAGUACAUUUCCAGUUUCCGAAACUACAUUUAUUUCUUCGACAGAAACUACAUAUACUUAUACAGUUUCAUCUUUAGAAACAUCAACUGCUAUAACAGAAAGUGAAACUUACUUUUUCGUAACAACAACGGCAACAUUCGUUACUUACGAUAUUGAUAGGACAGUUCCUGAAAUAUUCGAAACAACCACUCCAUUACCUUUUACAGUGUCAAUCGAAAUUACCACAUUAACAGAAGAAAUCUUGGAACCGACGAGUACAACACCGUUAUCAACUUUAUCAAUCCCCGAAGAAAGUACAUCUCCAGUUACCGAAACUACCUUUACUUCUUCGACGGAAACCACAUAUAUUUAUGUAGUUUCAUCUGUAGAAACAUCAACAGCUGUAACAGAAAGUGAAACUUAUUUUUUCGUAACAACAACGGUAACAUUCGUUACUUAUGAUAUUGAUAGGACAGUUCCUGAAAUAUCCGAAACAACCACUCCAUUACCUUUUACAGUGUCAAUCGAAAUUACUACAUUAACAGAAGAAAUCUUGGAACCGACAAGUACAACACCUUUAUCAAUUUUAUCAAUCCCCGAAGAAAGUACACCUCCAGUUUCCGAAACUACAUUUAUUUCUUCGACGGAAACUACAUAUAUCUAUACAGUUUCAUCUUUAGAAACAUCAACUGCCAUAACAGAAAGUGAAACUUAUUUUUUCGUAACAACAACUGCAACAUUCGUUACUUACUAUAUUCAUAGGACAGUUCCUGAAAUAUUAGAAACAACCACUCCAUUACCUUUUAUAGUGCCAAUCGAAAUUACCACAGUAACAGAAGAAAUCCUGGAACCGACGAGCACAACACCGUUAUCAAUUUUAUCAAUCCCCGAAGAAAGUACAUCUCCAGUUUCCGAAACUACAUUUAUUUCUUCGACGGAAACCACAUAUAUUUAUGUAGUUUCUUCUUUAGAAACAUCAACUGCUAUAACAGAAAGUGAAACUUAUUUUUUCGUAACAACAUCGGAAACGCUUGAUACUUACUAUACUGAUGAAUUGCUAGAUCUCGAGAUUACAAUUAUUCCUUCGACAGAAAUUACAUCUACUACGUUGGAGGAGGAAAUCUCUACGUUAAUAACAACACCUGUAAUUGAUGUAACUCAUCAUGAAAAGACUUCGUUUAUACCUUUCUCUGAAGCCUAUACGUCAACACCCAUAUCAUUUUUACAAACUGAUACGACAAUUCAUGAAAAACUGAAAGCGGAAACAGAUAGUUCAGAAUAUGAAGAAUUCUAUGAUGAAGAAUAUGGUAAAGACUAUAAAGAAUCAUAUGAGGAAGAUGAAUAUGAAGAUGAGGAGAAAGCUAGCACAAUCUGGUAUGAAUACGAAGAAGAAGAAGAAGAAACGACGAUGUUCGAUCGAAAAACUACGAAAUUUAAAACUACCAAGAUUAUCGAGAAGGAAACAAGCAAGAUCACUGAGAAUAAAACUGUCCCGAUAGUUUCAUUGACUACGAAGCCUAUCUUAACGGAAAUGGAAACAAUAACGACAAGAGAAGAAUAUGAAACAUCAACGACAAUUUCUGAAACAAUCAAAGAUUUCGAAAGAACAUUGACGACAAAAUCGUUAACACCUUCGAUUCCUACCAUCGAAGAGUUUACCCUAACUUCAGAUAAAGUAUUAACUUACACGACAGAACACUUAGAAUGGUGGGCUGAGAAAAGUACUCUUAAAAAACACGAUCAUACAGGUACGCUUGAAAUUGAACCAAAAACCAAAUUAGAUGUAACUCUUCCGAAAUUUAUUGUCUCGCCAGAUGAAACAACAAUAGAUUUGUUUACUGAAAAAGAAACGAUUACACAGACUAAAAUAUUUCCAACAAUAACUGAUAGCAGUAUAUAUUAUGAAACAACUACUGACGAAGAAACUAAAUUAUUUGUUACUGAAGGCGAAGAGACGGAAUUGUAUUUUACAACAUCUUCUGAUUUCGUGUCCUUAUUGACGACAGAUGAUAUUUUAAAAGAGGAAGAACAAACUAGGAGAGAGAUGGAAUGGAAAGAGGAAACAAAGACGGAAAUGGAGGAGAAACAAAAGCAAGAAUUUACACCUAUUAUUGAUACUACUUAUCCUGAUAUUUUUCUUAAAUCGCUUCCUGACGAUAUCGAAACGAGCGAGGUAUCAGAAACGAUCGAGACAACAUCAUUCGAUAGUACCAUAUACGAUUUUACUGUACCGCAAUAUACUACUAUCGAAUCUAUUACUUCUGAAUCUUUGCUAAUGAAGCAGGAUUUCGAAACGAAGGUAAAAAAUUUAAAGGAAGAGCGGGAUAGAAAGCAAAAGGAAUUAGAGGAAUUGGAAAAACGUUUGAAAGAGAGAAAGGAGAAAUUCGAAAAGGAAAAGGAAAAGUUCAAAGAUGAUUUACGAAAUGGAUUUGAGGAUGAAACGAAGGAUGAAGUCACUCCAUUAUUUAAAACGAUUGAAGAAAGAACCACUGAUGAGGAUGAGGAUGAAGAUGAGGAUAUUCCACACAGAUUGGUUUCACGAAUAUGGGCGAGUACCAUCAAACCUCCUGUUGAGUCCGAAAAAUUUACACCUUCACCACCAACAGAAAGAACCACACCAAUAUUUCGAGGUUUCAAUAGAGUGGCUAUAAUACCUGAAAAAUGCGACAAAAAGAAAAUCGUAAAGGGAAAGGAAUAUCCAAGGAUGUUAACAAGAGAUGAUAACUAA
Molecule: messenger RNA, 3969 nt
Organism: Vespula pensylvanica (western yellowjacket)
Lineage: Eukaryota; Metazoa; Arthropoda; Insecta; Hymenoptera; Vespidae
Exons: 3
Coding region: 1-3969 (1322 amino acids)
Source: RefSeq, a predicted model, not a curated record